Thermothielavioides terrestris NRRL 8126 is the source of this 1716-nucleotide messenger RNA. RefSeq lists its product as uncharacterized. Lineage: Eukaryota; Fungi; Ascomycota; Sordariomycetes; Sordariales; Chaetomiaceae. The record is from RefSeq and is a predicted model, not a curated record. Bases 1 to 1716 code for a protein of 571 amino acids. The transcript has 7 exons.
AUGAGACUGCAAGCCACUCCUUGGGAGGUUCGCGCGGCUGCGAAGCGGGCGAGCACGCUUGAGAAGAUCCCGCCGGAAUGGCGACUGACGCCGGCGCAACUGGCCGAAGCCGCGAAUCAGCGUGACCUUACCGGGCCCUUCAUUCAGAAAUUCCUCAGUGCUGAGGAUGUCGCCAUCGUCACGAAGGACAGCGUGGAGAUCGUCAAGGACAUCAAGGCCAAGAAGCUCAGCGCUUUGCAGGUCACCACGGCUUUCUGCAAGACCGCCGCUGUUGCCCACCAAAUCAACAAUUGUCUGCAUGAGAUCUUCUUCGACCAGGCACUCGCCCGGGCGAGGGAGCUGGACGCCUACUACGCGGACAAGGGUGAAACCAUGGGUCCCCUUCACGGACUCCCCGUCAGUUUGAAGGACCAGUUCCACGUCAAGGGAGUCGACACGACCAUGGGCUACGUUGGCUGGAUCGGCAGUAACCUGGGCAUCAAGGACCCGAGCCAGGCGCACCAGGUCGAGAGCCAGAUCACCACCGAGCUGCUCUCCCUCGGCGCCGUGCUCUUCUGCAAGACCAGCCUGCCACAGACGCUGCUCUUCGGCGAGACGAAGAACAACAUCAUCGGCCAGACGAUGAACCCGCACAACCAGAACCUGUCGUGCGGCGGCUCGUCCGGCGGCGAGGGCGCGCUGAUGGCCCUCCGGGGCAGCACGCUGGGCCUGGGCACUGACAUCGGCGGCUCCGUCCGCAUCCCGGCCGCCUUCAACGGCAUCUUCUCGCUCAAGCCGACCCCUGAGCGCCUCUCGUACCGCGACGCGGCCAACACCAACCCGGGCCAGAACACGUACCGCUCGACCGUCGGCUUCUUGAGCACCUCGCUCGGGGGGCUGGUGCUGGCGUUGCGGUCGGUGCUCUCCACCCGUCCGUGGGAGCGAGACCCGGCUGUGGUCCCGAUUCCUUUCCGCCAGACGACUUUUGACGAGUACCGUGCCCGUGCCGGCAGCGAUGGCAAGGCAAAGCCCUCGGAGCGGCCGCUAAAGCUGGGUGUUUUCUGGACUGACCGAACCGUGGGCCCGCACCCUCCCAUUUUGAGAGGCCUCCGUGAAGUUGUCGACGCUGUAAGACAUGCAGGACAUAAGGUUGUCGACUGGGAGCCGCCUCUCCAUGCGACCGCCAGGAGAAUCCAUUUUGCAUUCCUCAUGGCCGACGGUGCAGAUGACGUCCAAAGCCACCUUGCCCUGUCAGGCGAGCCUCUCGUUCCGGAAAUCGCGGGAGACUUCCAGCCAAGAGCGCCGCUGCCUCUGUUAGAGUACCAGAAGCUCACGUUAGAGGGCCUCGAGUACGAGGCAGCCUACUCGGACUACUGGAACUCGACCGCAGCGGACGAUGGCCAGAUCGUGGACGCCGUGAUCAUGCCGGUGGCCCCGCAUGCUGCGGUAAUUCCGGGGCAGUACCAUCACGUUCACUAUACCGAGGCCAUCAACCUGUUGAAUUACAGCGCGGCUGUUAUUCCCGUCACGAAGGCGGACAAGUCCCUCGACGCCUUCGACAGCUCUUACCAGCCGCUGAACCCGGUGGACAAGUUGAACUGGGAAUCCUACGAUCCAGAACUCUACCAUGGUGCCCCCGUAGGCGUGCAGCUCGUCGCCCGGAAGUUUGAAGAAGAGAAGAUCCUGGCCAUCGCAGACAUUGUCACAGCAGCACUGACGACAUAUCGCAAGAAGUGA